CCGGCAGUGGUCCCGACGAGGAGGUCGGAGCUUUUCCGCUUUCCUUUCGCGGAGCGACUAACCAGCCAUGGUUCUCACUAGUUUGAGCAAGAUGACGGGACUUCAGAAAAAGACAGCCUGUAUCAGGAAUAUAUGUAUACUAGCUCAUGUGGAUCACGGUAAGACAACUUUAGCUGAUUGUCUGAUUUCUAGCAAUGGAAUAAUCUCUAGUAGGCUGGCGGGAAAGCUGAGAUAUUUGGACAGCAGAGAGGAUGAGCAGAUUCGAGGAAUUACAAUGAAAUCCAGUGCAAUUACGCUGCUGUUUGGGAAAGAUGAUCAGGAGUAUCUUAUCAACCUAAUAGAUUCCCCUGGCCAUGUGGAUUUCUCUUCUGAAGUGUCUACAGCUGUCAGACUCUGUGAUGGCUGCAUUGUUGUGGUAGAUGCUGUGGAAGGAGUCUGUUCACAGACACAUGCAGUUUUACGACAGGCCUGGCUAGAAAACAUUCGCCCAGUCUUAGUGAUUAAUAAACUAGAUCGGCUCAUAAUGGAACUCAAGUUCACACCCCAGGAGGCCUAUUCUCACCUGAAGAACAUCCUGGAACAGGUGAAUGCCAUCACUGCGACUCUCUUCACUUCUAAAGUGCUUGAAGAAAGGGCUGAGAAGGAUAUGGAAACUCAGUUGACUUCUGAUUCUGCUCUUAGAGACCAAGUAUACGACUGGAGUGCGGGUUUGGAAUGUACCGACGAUUCGCACCUUUACUUUUCUCCAGAUCAGGGAAACGUGGUAUUUGCCAGUGCAAUUGAUGGCUGGGGCUUUGGCAUUGAGCAUUUUGCAAAGCUGUAUAGCCAGAAGAUUGGAAUCAAGCAAUCAGUAUUGCUGAAGACUUUGUGGGGAGACUAUUACUUGAAUACGAAGGCCAAGAAGAUUAUGAAAAGCGACCAGUCAAAAGGGAAGAAGCCUCUGUUUGUGCAGCUGGUGCUGGACAAUAUAUGGAGCCUCUAUGAAGCUGUUACGAAAAAAGAUAAGGAAAAAAUAGAUAAAAUAGUUUCCUCACUGGGACUGAAAAUUGGUGCUCGUGAAUCACGCCACACAGAUCCAAAAGUUCAGCUUAAUGCCAUUUGUAGUCAGUGGCUGCCAAUAUCCCAGGCUGUUCUCUCGAUGGUCUGUAAGAAACUUCCUAGUCCUCUUGAUAUCACUGUGGAGAGAGUGGAAAAGCUGAUGUCUGUUGGAGCGAAAGCGUUUGAUUUUUUUCCACAAGAAACUCAGGAUCUGAAAGACGUGUUUAUGAAAUGCAGCAGUGAAGAAACUGCCCCGGUCAUUGUCUUUGUGUCCAAAAUGUUUGCAGUUGACGCUAAGACAUUGCCACAGAACAAGCCAAGGCCUCUGUCACAAGAAGAAAUUGCCCACAGACGUGAACUUGUAAGGCAGCGGCAUGCUGAAAAGUUGGCUGCUACUCAGAGGCCAGAGUUGGCGCAGCCAGAUGCUGGAGGAAGCCCAAUGGACCAAAGUAUAAAGGCAGGAGGGAUGAAAGAGGAUGAUCAGCCACCUGUUAAUCAAAUGGAGACCUUGACUAUGGCAACUGUGAAGCAGGAAGCUGAAAUCAAGGAGGUUUUUGUUGCUUUUGCAAGGGUGUUCAGUGGAGUUGUGAAGAAGGGGCAAAAACUCUUCGUUCUUGGGCCAAAAUAUGAUCCCGCUGAAUCAUUGCACAAGCUGCCUUCAGGGUGUUCUGCUACCGAUGACCUGCCACCAGUGCCUCAUUUGGCUUGUUGCACAUUAGAAGAUCUUUACUUACUGAUGGGAAGAGAACUGGAGCAGCUGGAAGAGGUGCCUUCAGGAAACGUGUUAGGAAUAGGAGGGCUGCAAGAGUUCGUACUGAAGUCAGCAACACUGUGCUCGUCACCAGCUUGUCCGCCAUUUACUCCUCUCAACUUUGAAGCCACACCAAUUGUGCGGGUUGCCAUUGAGCCAAAACAUCCAAGUGAAAUGCCUCAGCUGGUCAAAGGUAUGAAGCUUUUAAACCAGGCUGAUCCUUGUGUGCAAGUUUUAAUUCAAGAGACUGGAGAGCACGUGUUAAUAACGGCAGGAGAAGUUCACCUUCAGCGUUGUUUGGAUGACUUGAAAGAGAGGUUUGCCAGGGUAGAGAUCAGCGUAUCCAAACCAAUUAUUCCAUUCAGAGAAACAAUCACGAGGCCCCCCAAAGUUGACAUGGUGAAUGAAGAAAUAGGAAAGCAGCAGAAAGUGGCUGUCAUACACCAGAGUAAGGAGGAGCAGAACAAAAUCCCCGAAGGUGUGCAGGUUGGCGUGGAUGGGCUUGUGACCAUGUCGACAGCAAACAAAUACGCUACUCUGAGUGUUGGAGCAAUGCCACUUCCUGAGGAGUUUACUCAGCUUCUGGAGGAAAAUUGUGACUUAAUUCGAACCAUGGAGCAGUUCACUUCUUCUUUGAAUGAAGAUAAAAAAACCCUGGAGAUUAAUCAGAAGACCCUUGACCAGAUUCGAGAGUUCAAACAGAAACUGGAGCAAAAACUGCAAGGUAGAAAAUGGAGAAAUGCCGUUGAUUGCAUCUGGUCCUUUGGCCCCCGAAAAUGUGGGCCAAACAUUUUAUUGAACAGAUUUGAAGGCUAUGAGAGAUCUGUGUGGCAAUGCUUGGAUAAGGGGGUGAAAGAAGCAAGCCUGUAUCGGGACUUCGACAAUAGCAUAGUGAGCGGGUUUCAGUUGGCUACGCUUUCUGGGCCAAUGUGUGAAGAGCCACUGAUGGGCGUCUGCUUUUCAGUGGAGAAAUGGGACAUGAGCAGAUUUGUGGAGCAAAUGUCCGUGAACAGGCAGGAUUUGGAGGAAAAGGCUGCAGGAGAGACACUGGUGACAGAGGAAGCCGCUCCUGUAUCAACAGGCAGAGACUCUAAAUUGUCUUCAGAAAGUAAUGAAAUCCAAGAGAGCGACCAGCAACCUUUCAAACUACCUAGUAAACGUAAAGGAGGAGAGACUGUGCUUGCCGAUUGCUAUGGCCCAUUCUCUGGACAGCUGAUGGCUACCAUGAAGGAAGCAUGCCGUUAUGCCAUGCAGGUGAAGCCACAGAGGCUUAUGGCCGCCAUGUACACCUGUGAGAUUAUGGCCACGGCCGAGGUACUAGGCCGUGUCUACGCUGUCCUGUCCAAGAGAGAAGGCCGGGUAUUGCAGGAAGAGAUGAAAGAAGGGACGGACAUGUUUAUCAUCAAGGCGGUGCUGCCUGUGGCAGAGAGCUUUGGUUUUGCUGAUGAAAUCAGGAAGAGAACAAGUGGCCUGGCCAGUCCGCAGCUGGUGUUCAGUCACUGGGAGGUCAUUUCGGAUGAUCCGUUUUGGGUACCAACCACAGAGGAGGAGUAUUUGCAUUUUGGGGAAAAGGCAGACUCUGAGAACCAGGCCCGCAAGUAUAUGAAUGCUGUGAGAAAGCGGAAGGGGCUUUAUGUAGACGAGAAAAUUGUGGAGCAUGGUGAGAAGCAAAGAACCCUUGGCAGAAACAAAUAAUGGCCUCCGCUUCUCAGUUUUCUCAGAAUAUCAGUUGAAUUGGGGGAUCAUCAUGACCUGGCUGGCAGUGGAUUUGGAG
This is a messenger RNA of Gekko japonicus, 3563 nucleotides long. It is a transcript of the gene EFL1, whose product is annotated as elongation factor like GTPase 1. The record is from RefSeq and is a predicted model, not a curated record. The coding region runs from base 68 to 3484 and encodes 1138 amino acids. The transcript is spliced from 21 exons. Gene Ontology annotation, cellular component: ribonucleoprotein complex; cytosol. Lineage: Eukaryota; Metazoa; Chordata; Lepidosauria; Squamata; Gekkonidae. Gene Ontology annotation, biological process: cytosolic ribosome assembly. Gene Ontology annotation, molecular function: GTPase activity; GTP binding; ribosome binding.